Molecule: messenger RNA, 2449 nt
Organism: Aspergillus homomorphus CBS 101889
Lineage: Eukaryota; Fungi; Ascomycota; Eurotiomycetes; Eurotiales; Aspergillaceae
Exons: 2
Coding region: 48-2399 (783 amino acids)
Biological process (GO): rRNA processing
Cellular component (GO): nucleus
Source: RefSeq, a predicted model, not a curated record
UCUUCCUCAAUUGCUUCCUCGGUGCUCCAGGCGCUGAGUUGGUCGCAAUGGCUUACAUGGCAAUGUCCCUCCACGCGGUCAAUCAUCGCUUGACCAAUAUCCCCGUCAAGCAGCUGCCUCCGCUCGCAUCAUCUCUCGCAGCUUCGUUAAGCAAUUGCGGGGAGCUUUUGUCCACUCCGCAGAGCCAGAAAUCCAAAUCGGACUCGGACAAUGCGGUUCAGGUUCACAAGCUUAUGACGCGGCUGGCCAGUCUGCUGCAGGAUCGAAGCGUUGAAGGUCGCUGGACAGCGGUCGUUCUUGUCAAGACUUUGGUGGAAGCUGGUCAAUGGGAGGUUCUUCGUGGAAGCGAACCGUUUGUUCGCGGACUGAUUGGGAUCUUGGCUAAAUCCGAUCCUGUCUCUACGAAGAAAAUGUCCAUCAUCACGUUGACAAGGAUUUUCCAUUUGACUUACCAAUACCCAACCCUCGUUCGCGAGAUCACAACGCCUUCCCUGCCUGGCUUCAUCACCUCUGCCUUGAACUUGAUUUCCAUCAAGCCAUCCUCCGAACCGGUCCGAAAGUUGAAGCCCAACACUCCUUUCCUGGACAUUGUUCUUAAUGCAUUUGGGGAGCUGAUUGCAAGGCACCCUACAAUCUUCCGACCUUUCACGGCGCAGAUUCAUAGUGUUCUCCAGUCCAUUAUUGGCUCGACCGAGCCCACAUAUCCUGAGCCCAUUCUGGAAAUAGCGCAGCAGCUGUUCAUUUCUCUGCACAACUGCGCCCCGAAGAACACCUCCGGCGAAGAAUGGAAGAACGCCUGUCGGAUGACUAUCACGUCUAUCCACGCCACGUCCUCGUAUAUCUUGAGAGCGGUCGUUGAGCAGUGGGAAUCGGUCGACCCAUCAUUGCGUCAAUUGUCUCAGCCACAGAACUAUAGCCAGGAGGUGGGAAAUGGACCUGACGCGUUGGGCUUGAGUAGCUGGCAGGGCCUGCCUGCUGGUGUGAAUCGGCUCGUCGUGCUUCUGCGCAUGCUUUCUGGAUUCUUGGAUACCGCUACAGCGUCCACUGUGACGGUCCCCCUGGGCUCAAUCUUGGAUCUCACUGCACGCUUGAAUAUGGUGACGUACCCGUCUGACGGCGAGAUCCAAGCCAACCCGCAGAUUGGCCGAGCCGAAAGGGAACACCUGCUUACAGAGCUGCCUCGAAUCCACGCAGCCUGUCUCAGGCUACUUGUUGGCAUUGUCAAAACCUUCGAAACGGCUAUCAUUCCUGUCGCACAGACGAUCCUGGAGCAAGCUCUUUGGGUUUUCCGUGCUGAAAAGUUCAGUCGAGAAGUGCGAACCGCAGUUUACGACCUUGUACGCACACUGCUCUCACAUAUGGGCCCAUGCAUGACCAAACAAGGUGUCACUUCGUUGACAGGAGUUCUCCGAGCCUGCUGCCACGACUUGUUGCCUCCUCCGAGUAACCAGACUGCGGCUGCAGAGAAGUCUGACCCGAAGUCGAAGUCGAAGUCCAGCCAAGCCACCGUAAACGCGGACUCCUUCCUGAACCCUGGACUGAAGCCGAGCCGUCAGCUGAGCAGCUCCCCCUCAUUUGUAGAACUGAAACGGGCCGCCUCCGAGCUUCUCGUGGCUGUUCUGUCGCACGCCCCGACCGAGCUCAUCACCCCCGCCCUGCGCGCCGAAAUCGACCGAACCAUCAUCAUGACCUCCGACAAGAACGCAAUGUUGGCGAGCGUCCUCAACCCCUUCGCCACCAUGCAGGGCCGUGGCGUGGGCAUCAGUAUCAUGCCUUUCCUGGCGCGCAGCCAUCCUGCAGAAAUGGAAGUGGAUGCUCUCAUCCGCCCACGUAUGCCCGUACUGAUGAAUGCCCCUGGUGUCAACGGCUACACCGUAGCCGAUGAUGAAGACGAAGAGGAGACGGAAACCGUGCUUGAGCCUCAAAAUUCCACGGAAACCAGUGGCUUCCUCAAGCCUUCUGUCACCCCAAAUCUUCACCAGGACAUGAUGGACGUUGAAAUGACCCCUCAGUCUUCUAGCCCCACCAUGAACAAACGGAGUUUCGCGCAGGAAACCGAGGUGCCGACACCAGCGCUUUCCACCGCGACUGGGGGCGCACAGAGCAAGAAGGUCCGAGUGGAAGCCGAGGAACCGAAGGCUCCCGCUCAACCGUCGCUGGGUGCAGCUUCGCCAGCUACGUUCACGGGGACAGCCGCUAUCUCUGUCCCCUCGUCUUCCAUCACGGCUACAGCCGCCCCUAAGCCCGUCGUUUCGAUGACCGGGCCGUCGGCGUCGAUGUCGACAACGACGCCGCAGCCGCGCGCCGUUGCCGAGGCAGCGGGCGAUGAUGAGAGUGACGAUGAAAUGCCUACGCUGAACAUUGAUCCGGACACGGACGAUGAGGACGAGGACGAGUAAACACGAAGAAGAGUUGAAAAUAGAUGUGAUUUUAUGGAUAUGCCAUGCCC